This is a messenger RNA of Anarrhichthys ocellatus (wolf-eel), 3370 nucleotides long. RefSeq lists its product as uncharacterized. The record is from RefSeq and is a predicted model, not a curated record. Lineage: Eukaryota; Metazoa; Chordata; Actinopteri; Perciformes; Anarhichadidae. Bases 30 to 2615 code for a protein of 861 amino acids. Gene Ontology annotation, biological process: regulation of translational fidelity. The transcript is spliced from 9 exons. Gene Ontology annotation, cellular component: membrane; cytoplasm. Gene Ontology annotation, molecular function: nucleotidyltransferase activity; tRNA binding; double-stranded RNA binding.
CCUCACGUCUUCAGAAAUCAACUCCGACUAUGGCUCAACACUCGCUGCAUGUGUCCAUCGGCAUACUGGGCAUCUCUGGCGGUUCUCUCCUGCUUUUGGUGAAUGACUAUGCCAGCUCACCUGAAAAAGACCUCAUCCCCCAUACUGCACUGGGGAUUGUGCUCAUCAUCAUUGCAGUCCUCUUAGCUUAUGCAGGCAUCUCUCACAGUCUGUCCCACGCCCAGCUGUUUUCCUCUCUGUGUCUGACUGUUUCUGCCCUGUGGUGUGGUUCAGGUCUGGUGUACAUCCUGGUGGGGCAGGCGGUGGUGCCGCCUACAGAGCUGAGAUCCUCUCUAGUCCCCGGCCUGGCAGCAUUUACCUUAGCCCUGCUUGUCAUAGGCAGCGUAGCAGUUGUAGCAAAGAAAGCAGUUAUAUUUAUCAUAGCUGUCGGCAUAAGUUUAGCAUGUGCCCAUCAAAUCGCCGGUUUGUCAGCUACAGGUUUUGGUCAGUCUGCAACAGCUGCCAACUACCUUCUGGUCUGUGUGGUUUGUGCUUACUUUGGUUUUGGACGUCUGCUGUACACUAUCACUCAUGGUAAAUUGGAGCUUCCAGGAACGGGCCUGAGGAGAAAAGCCGAGCUGAAGACAGAGCAGAACCAGGGGUGUGGUGAUGCAGUGUCAGUAGGUCUGGUGAUGAACUUGCUGUCCGCCUCUGUGUUAGUCUGUCCUCUGUUAGGGGUGGUCCCCCAGCUUUCCGUCGGUCACGUCCCCUGGCUGUGGACAGCGGGAGUCUUCCAGCUUGGCAUGUGUAUCCUCUUCUACCGGGCCAUGGACACACUGGCUGCCACGUUUUACGGCUUCACUGCUCUGCUGAAAUUUGCAGAGGGCUACAGCGCUCUCCUAUCAUCCUUAGUUCAGCCGUACUCCCCUGUUCCCUUCCCCGUUGUCUUCUCUGUGCUUUUCUCCAUCCUGGCUCUGUUCAGUUGUCAGAAGAGCUUGCUGGAGGGGGUCUACCAGUUAUUCUUUGCAGCUUAUUGUAUUGCCAUCGCAGCCCAGCCUCAAGGCUUCUUCCAAGGAGGCACCCAGGGUGUUCAGGGAGCUAUAUUUGUGUUCACUGCCGGCAUGCUUUUUAUUACCACAUUCAAUAUGGUUUCCACUACAAUGAUUCCUACCGGGCGGGGAUAUUUUAAUGCUUUAGUGACCAAGAUGCAGGGUCUUACUCUCAGAGCCCAUGAUAAAGAUCUACAUGUACCUCACCUGGGCUACUCCAAGUAUGCUGAUGCAGAGGUGUUAGGCCACGCCUGUAAUGUGCUGGCUGCUUUUGCCAUAACAGCCACAGUUUAUGACAAUAAUCCUCUGUCUGUGCUGAUUCUGCCCUGGGUGGUGGUGGCUGGAGGGAUACUCCAGCUGCUCUGUGGUUCCGUAGCUUUUGCUCGAGGUAAAACCUUUGAGAGCACAGUUUUUAUUCUGUAUGGGAUGAUGUGGUCAGUGUGGGGUUUGACACGAUACGGCGGCUUUUACGGUGAAACCCGAAGCUUUAACGUGGCUGUCGGGAUCAUUAGCUUCAUGGUGUUUAAUUGUUUAGUGACAGCUGCAGCGCUGGUUGUAAGUGUCGCUUGGUUUGCUUACGCCCUGACCUUCCAGCUCAUCCUCAUCAGCUUCCUGCUAGAUGCAGUAGGUGCACUGCCUUAUGGUUAUGACAUAGGAGUCACCAUCAUUUUUGGUCUGGUCAGUUUUUAUUGUUUCCUGGCGCACAUUUUUAACAGCACCUUCCAGUCCCCGCUGAUACCCUUAGGAAAACCUCUGGUCAAGUUAAGUGGGGUUGGGGGAGGCGCAGAUAUCUGUCCGCAUGUACCCGCCCGCAAGGCCUCUUCUGUCCACCAGAUUGCAGAAAUCAUGAAAAAUGGUGGCAUAUGUGGAAUGCCUACUGACACCGUCUAUGUGCUGGUGGCAGCUUGCAACAGGCCCGACGCAGUCAUCAAAGCUUACAAGGUGAAGAAGCAGGCGCAGGACCGCCCCAUGUCCCUGUGGAUCUCCUCCAUCAAACAGUUGGAGCCGGUGCGACACCUGCUGAGCCCUCUGCUCCUUGACUUCAUGGAGGCCGCGUGGCCCUCCUCCAUUAGCAUGGUUAUACCCAGAGGCCCAUGGAUGGACACCUUUGGUUUAGGAGAUGCUGCUAAACACAUAGGGACGCCACAAAGCAUUGCAAUCAGAAACCCAGACUGUUCUGUGGCCACACAUCUCAUUAAUCUGGUGGGGCCUGUGGCUGUAACCUCAGCCAACCCUUCAGGCGAGGCAGACACAACUCACCACAACCAAGUUUACGCCAAGCUGGGAAAAAAGGUUGAUGGAGUGUUAUGUGAUGGACCAUCCCCAGAGAAUAUUGCAUCUACUGUGGUUGACUGCACUAAGAUUGAAACAGGGCAUAUUGGUUUCUUCAGAGUGGGUCUCAUUCCUAAAUCCAAGGUUCUUACUAUAUUUGAGGAGGUUCAGAAGCGGCACAGACAUGGGCAGACAAAUCCUGCUUUUGAAUAUGAUCAGUAUCUGCCGGAUACACAAAGAGACAAAAGUUCAGGAGAAGACGACACAGUACAGCCAGGAAGUGGAAACUCAACACCAUCCACAGUUGCACUGUAACAAAGUCCAGUCCUCAGAAAUGGGUCAUAGUAUCUGUACAUUGCUUGUAAGUGCUGCCAAAUGCAACCUAAAUUCAGAUUCAGUACACACAUCGGAAAUAGUUGCCACACUAUUGUUUGAGGAGGUCUCAGGUUCCACCGCACAGGGACAACCCCACAAGCUGUUCAUGUGCUGGUGUGUUAUGUUGAGCAAACUGAUAUUUUUGUUAUGUUUACUUGUUUAUCUGAAUGUUGCAUAUUGGUGUGAAAUUCUAUAUAUUGAGCACACAGGCUCUAAUGCACUGUCACUUGUAAAAUAACUAGCUGCUACACUUUAAUUUGUGUUUUGUACUGUAUGUCAUAUAUUUAAAAUUGUAAUUGUCUUUUAGAUACAUGGAUGUAAUUUAUGUACUUUUUCAUGAUGAAAUAUACAUUCAAUGAUUUCCAAAAACGGCUGCAAAUAUUUAUACGAUACUAUUUUAAUAUUUUAUUGACUGUGUUUUACUGUAUUCUAUGAAAAAAUACUCAUUAUUACAUUUACAGAUCAUUGCCCAAUAUGAAAGUUACCUGAUUGAUUUAAGAAGUCUUAAAACUGAGAUUGAAAUGUAGCGCUUAACAAAUAAUAAAAGUUGUGAAUCAGUAUGGCCCUAAAAAAAAAAAUGCUUUAAAGUGGUUUCCCGUCAUUUUUCUUGAUACUUGUAACAUCUGUGACCAUUUGGUGUCAAACCACAGUAAAAUAUGUGUCACCAAAAAAAAAGCUUUUCGGAUUAGAAACCA